AUGCAUCCUCUACACAAUCAAGUCUCCUCGGCCCUUCAAACACGCCACAACAUUGCCGUAAACCCGCAAUGGCUCAACACAUUCCUCACGUCGCGCGGCCCAAACCCGCCCCCUCUCCCGGCGCUCAUCUCGACUGCGCACUUCCGGAUUCUCGCAAGCGACAUCACAACCACCGUCUCGCCGGGGACGACGGCAGAGGCUUUCCCCGCAGGCAUUAGCGAUGUGAAUGUCAAGGAGCGACGACUCGAAGGUACAGUGAUUGCCCAAGUCCUCGAUGUUCUCGACGUGGGCAGUAGCAAGUGGAGCCAGGUCGAGGCCAUUGAGCGGGUCGAGCGCGGCGAGGAGGUCCGUGGGCGAGAAGUCAUCCGGACAGUGAACGGCAUGGGUGAUGACGACGAGGUCGUCAACGGCACCGCAGCACCAGCUACAGUGACGGGCGCCAACACCUCCUCGUCGACGGGUCUGUCGUCGGCAAGCAAGAAACUCAGCUUCGGCCCCCACAAGCUCCUCCUGCAAGACGCCCGCGGCACCAAAGUCCUCGCGUUCGAGCUGGUCAAGAUCCCCAAGAUCGGGCUCUCGACGGCGGCGUCGGCCUCCCUUCCGCCGUCGGCGCGAAAUCUCGGCCCCACGGCGACCCUGGAAGAUCCAGGGAUGUUCAUCGGGUGCAAGCUGCUUCUGAGGCCUGGCACGGUCGUGCGGAGAGGCAUGGUCAUGCUCACGCCCGAAAACUGCGUCGCGCUCGGUGGAAAGGUCGAGGCCUGGGAUAAGAAGUGGAAGGAGGAGAGAAAGCAACGAUUAACCGCGUUAGUAAGAGAAGAAAAUGCCGCCAGGGUUGGCUAA
Molecule: messenger RNA, 840 nt
Organism: Fonsecaea erecta
Lineage: Eukaryota; Fungi; Ascomycota; Eurotiomycetes; Chaetothyriales; Herpotrichiellaceae
Exons: 1
Coding region: 1-840 (279 amino acids)
Biological process (GO): double-strand break repair via homologous recombination; resolution of meiotic recombination intermediates
Cellular component (GO): nuclear body; RecQ family helicase-topoisomerase III complex
Source: RefSeq, a predicted model, not a curated record